Penicillium macrosclerotiorum is the source of this 1575-nucleotide messenger RNA. Its product is annotated as threonine--tRNA ligase MST1. Bases 1 to 1575 code for a protein of 524 amino acids. Gene Ontology annotation, cellular component: cytoplasm. Gene Ontology annotation, molecular function: threonine-tRNA ligase activity; ATP binding. Lineage: Eukaryota; Fungi; Ascomycota; Eurotiomycetes; Eurotiales; Aspergillaceae. The record is from RefSeq and is a predicted model, not a curated record. The transcript has a single exon. Gene Ontology annotation, biological process: threonyl-tRNA aminoacylation.
AUGCGCGCAGUUCUUCGGCCACGAGCGUUCCUUAACCCUCGGCCGGGGGCCAGAAGAGCCAUUCGAUGCUCAUUAAUAAGGCCACAAUGGCUGUCGACCACCGCAAACCGCCCUUGUUCGUGCGCCGACGCCGCCAAUGGUCGACCCAGCGCUGAAGCUCCCCCGAUCCCACCCACCGACCACCGAGCUCUGGGAACCACCCAGGAGCUCUUCACCUCCUCCAUCUACAGUCCCGGAUCUCCGCUCUUCCUCCCAAAUGGCACGCACGUCAUCAACAAGCUCAUCUCCUUCCUCCGUACCCAGUACCUGCAAUACGGCUUUCGCGAAGUACUCACCCCGACCAUCUACAAACGCUCCCUGUGGGAGGUAUCGGGCCACUGGCAGAACUACAAGGACGAUAUGUAUGAGGUGACGGGGCGCGGCGCGACUGGCAACACUGAGGGAGAAGUUGGCGAAGACGAGUCGUACGGCCUGAAGCCAAUGAACUGUCCCGGCCAUUGCCUGCUCUUCAAGUCGCAGAACCACUCAUACCGCGAGCUGCCAGUGCGCUAUGCAGAUUUCAGCCCACUGCAUCGGAACGAAGUGUCUGGCUCACUAACGGGCCUCACGCGCGUGCGUCGGUUCCACCAGGACGAUGGUCAUAUUUUCUGCCGGCCGCAACAGAUCAAGUCCGAGAUCGCGUCCGCGUUGGGAUUCGUCGAUAUGGCGAUGACCACCUUUGGACUCGGUCCGUACCGACUGGUGCUGUCGACUCGACCGGAGACGGACUAUAUCGGUACACUAGAGAUGUGGGAGAAUGCAGAGAGCCAAUUGCGUCAGGCAUUGAAUAGCACUGGCCGCGAAUGGGCACUGAAUGAGGGCGAUGGGGCAUUCUACGGGCCGAAGAUUGAUAUCCAACUCCAAGACCAGGCAGGCAAGUACCACCAGCUAUCGACGAUCCAGCUCGAUAUGAAUCUCCCCCAGCGGUUCGGCCUGGAGUACCAAGUUGCAGAGGGCGAAGAGGACUAUUGCCCUGAGACGCCUGGGGUUGCAACUCCCGUGCUGGUCCACCGCGCGAUCUUCGGUUCUCUUGAACGAUUCCUGGCUCUCCUGAUUGAGCACCAUGGCGGGCACUGGCCCUUCUGGUUGUCGCCACGCCAGUGCAUCAUUUUGACAGUCAACCAGGAUGAUUCGGUAGUACGCAAGGCGCAUGAAGCCGCAGCACUCUUCUCUGGGUUCCGCACCCUCCAGAACGACACAAAUGCCGGACCUCCACGACCAUUGUCGUCCGUUGAUUCGACGUUCCUGGUCGAUGUGGAUACCAGUGCACAGACCCUAGGCAAGAAGAUUCAACGGGCGAAGCAGAUGAAGUACAACAUGAUCUUUAUCCUGGGAUCGCGCGACCUUGCCGACGGUGGCAUCACUGCUGAUGUUACCGGGCAGAUGCAAAGCAAGACCGAUUUGGAAGGCCGAGAGUUCCAGUCACUGAUCGAGUCUCAAUUGGGGAGUGAUGUAUUGAAAAAUCCUCGUGCAGUCAAAUUCAAACUAGACCAGGUGCAUCCAUUGCUGGUGCAGUUUGAGAAGAGUUUCCUGUGA